UCGAGGUAAUAUAAUCAACUUCUCUACUCUAGAUUUUGUACAGUUGAAUUUUACCGUGUACGUUUUUCUUGCUAAUCCGUCGAUCCUGAAUGUGAAUCAUUUUCUGACGCUGAAGAGUUAUGGCGGGGGUGGAACACAUGGCCGGUAUUGAUGAGAAGCUGCUAGCUAAGCUGGGCAAGGAAGGUCUCGGAAACCACGAUAAUGUUCCAAAGUUAGGCCGAGAAUUGGGAUUUAACCAGACGCAGAUAAGUUUAUACAUCGAGACAAACUAUAGCGGUGGCCGGGUAGGCACCAAAGGGACGGUGAAACUCCUCUUUGACUGGAAAAAGAACACAACGAAGGCUCGGCAGGUUUCAACAUUGAGGGCAGCACUCAUAAUGGCGGGAUUUGAAGGUCUUGCUGAGGAAUAUUUUCCAGAAAUUUCAAGUCAUCCAACAGACGAUUCAUCACCAGAUUUAACAUCCACCUCUUCCACACCUGACCUGAUGGUUACAGCAUCACAACCCAUGCCUGACCUCAUAUCUAGUACAUUGCCUUCCUCACCAAACCCAGGAACGGCUUCAGUUGAUGGUCAGACCGCCAAUCCUUCUGUCGAUUCUGCCUCUGACCAACCACAAAGCUCAGGAGCUGGCAGUAUGGCAACCAUUACAGGAAAGCAAAUAAUAUUCCUGUCUCAAAGCAUUCUUCCAUCCUGCUACAAUGUUUUCUGCACUCAUCUCGGCUUUGAAUUUGCGAUAUUUGACGGUGUGAAAUCUCAGAAACUCAACGACAUUCCUGCUGCCUUGGUUGAUAUCCUCAACAGAUGGGCAGCGAAUACAGAAGGGCUUCUCUCGGAUCUUGACAAAGCUCUUACAGCAGCAGGGUGCACUAGACUGGUAUAUAUGUACAAAGACAAAUAGACAAUCCACAAUUGUAGGAGGUGCUAAUUAGUUCUAGGUAGUGAAAUGUGUUAUGUAGGGCAGGGGUUCUCAAACUUUUUC
Strongylocentrotus purpuratus (purple sea urchin) is the source of this 980-nucleotide messenger RNA. RefSeq lists its product as uncharacterized. The transcript is spliced from 4 exons. The record is from RefSeq and is a predicted model, not a curated record. Bases 120 to 899 code for a protein of 259 amino acids. NCBI's taxonomy places the organism in Eukaryota, Metazoa, Echinodermata, Echinoidea, Camarodonta, Strongylocentrotidae.